Messenger RNA from Trypanosoma theileri, 579 nucleotides. Its product is annotated as EbsC protein. The transcript has a single exon. The coding region runs from base 1 to 579 and encodes 192 amino acids. Gene Ontology annotation, molecular function: aminoacyl-tRNA deacylase activity. The record is from RefSeq and is a predicted model, not a curated record. NCBI's taxonomy places the organism in Eukaryota, Euglenozoa, Kinetoplastea, Trypanosomatida, Trypanosomatidae.
AUGGCUGAGGUUGUGGGUCUGGAGAAGGUCAAACAGUAUCUUUUGACGAAUGGCGCCGAGUAUCUUUUGCCUAAACUCCGAGAGUUCCCGGCGAGUAGUGCCACAGUGGAACUCGCUGCAGAGCAACUCUCCUGCAGUCCAGCGAUGAUCGCGAAGAGUCUCAGUUUCUCACUCGCAAAGAAAAAAAAUGCGGAGUGCAUUCCUAUUCUCAUUCUCGCCGCAGGAGAUGCAAAAGUAAACACAAAUAAGUAUCGCGACAAGUUUGCACGUCGACCUGAGAUGAUUAAACGUGAGGAUCUCGAAAACGUGAUUGGAUUCCCCGCCGGUAGUGUUUGUCCAUUUGGUGUAAAGGAUAAUGUACGUGUUUUCCUUGAUGUCUCACUACGUCGCUUUCAAACUGUAUAUCCAGCAGCAGGAACAGCAAAUAGUACAGUGCCUAUGGAGAUUGAAGAAUUGGAGCGUUUCUCACGCUAUGUGGAGUGGGUAGAUGUGUGCGAAGGAUGGCAGCAGGAGUCACAGGUUAACAUCUCAGAUACACCACAGCAAAAAGAAGAACAAGAACAUAAGGAAGAGCAGUGA